Messenger RNA from Gossypium raimondii (Peruvian cotton), 2243 nucleotides. Its product is annotated as type IV inositol polyphosphate 5-phosphatase 3. Lineage: Eukaryota; Viridiplantae; Streptophyta; Magnoliopsida; Malvales; Malvaceae. Gene Ontology annotation, molecular function: inositol-polyphosphate 5-phosphatase activity; phosphatidylinositol-3,4,5-trisphosphate 5-phosphatase activity; phosphatidylinositol-4,5-bisphosphate 5-phosphatase activity. The transcript has 10 exons. The coding region runs from base 1 to 1854 and encodes 617 amino acids. The record is from RefSeq and is a predicted model, not a curated record. Gene Ontology annotation, biological process: phosphatidylinositol dephosphorylation.
AUGAGGCAAGGCUUAAAGCAGAAACAAGAGAUCUUUAGGCCUGGAACUGUGGUGCGGAAAUUGUUCAACAUCACUCCUGUGGAGCCCGAUUACGGUGCCGAUUCUGAUGAUGGCGACGAGAUUGAUUCUGACUCCGAAACCCAAGUGUCGGUUGGUAUCACAAGUCAACUCGACACAGAUGAUCUUCCAAGUUUAAGGAGAAGAAAGUCAGAGACAUUCAGGGCACAGUACAUAAACACAAAGGAAAUAAGAAUAUGCGUUGGUACCUGGAAUGUUGGUGGAAAGGUUCCAUCUGGUGACCUUGAUAUUGAUGAUUGGAUUGAUAUGAAUGAGCCUGCUGACAUCUAUGUGCUUGGUUUUCAGGAGAUAGUACCAUUGAAUGCUGGGAAUAUUUUUGGUGCUGAAGAUAGUCGCCCAGUUCCAAAAUGGGAAAACAUCAUUUGUGACAUACUCAAUAGAAUUCGAACUGCAUUUACCAAAAUAAAAUCCUAUUCCGAUCCCUCAUCCCCGUCGAAGUUCAAGGCGUUCGACGAUGUCCCAACCAUAGAAGAAGAUAUAAUUCUCGAAAGCGAUAGCGAUAUCGGUGAAGAAAUUCAUACAUUAAAUGAAGAACCUAAUGGUGUUGAUGAAGCCAAUAAUGGUGCUAAACUUGAUAGGCCAGUAGUAGAACAUGAUUUGCUGAGGCAAUAUUAUUCUCCAAAGAGGUUAGAUAGAUUGAAUUGCUUGCGGAUGGAAGAUUGUGGUGAAAAUGCCAAGGCCUUAAUGAGUAAAGUCCGUAGCGGGUUCGGACAAGGUCGAAAACUAAAUAGAAUGCUUAUGAAGACCGAAAGGAUCGGUUUCAAGUGGCCUGAACCUCCAUUAAACUUGCUAUCUCGGCGUGUUUCGGGACGACCAAAGGCUUUGAAGCGGACCAACAUCAAACGUUUGGAAGCAAUCAAGUUUGUUCAACCAGAUAGUACAUGCAAGUCCAUAAAUGAUAAUAUUGCAUCAGAGAUAGCUGUGCUUGAAGAAGUGAACCUUGUAUCCCUCAUUAGUCGGAAACGAAGAUCAUCGUACGUAAAGAUAGUAAGUAAGCAGAAGGUCGGAAUUUUCCUCACGAUAUGGGUCCGUCGGAGUUUGCGCCGGCAUAUUUAUAAUCUGAAGGUGUCCACUGUCGGUGUUGGUGUCUUGGGCUACAUUGGUAACAAGGGAUCAGUAUCAGUGAGCAUGUCCAUAUAUCAAACACUGUUUUGUUUCAUAUGCACUCACCUGACAGCCGGAGAAAAACAAGGAGACGAACUUAAAAGAAACGCUGAUGUGCAUGACAUCCUAAGACGUACCCUUUUUCAUUCCUAUUCUACAUUAGGACUUCCCAGAGGUAUUCAUGAUCACGAAAGAAUAAUUUGGUUGGGUGAUUUAAAUUACCGUAUCAACCUAUCAUAUGAUGAAACAUGCGAUCUCAUCUCCAACAAAAAGUGGUCCGAGUUAAUAAAGCGAGAUCAGCUUGUCCAAGAGCUGCAGAAAGGUGGAACAUUCGAGGGAUGGUCCGAGGGUGUACUGGAUUUUGCACCAACAUACAAAUAUGAGGUAAAUUCAGAGAAAUACUAUGGAGAGGAUCCUAAGAUUGGGCGGCGAACUCCUUCAUGGUGUGAUCGCAUUCUUUCGUACGGUAAAGGAUUGAGGCAACAGAGCUACGGUCGGACCGAGCUUAAAAUUUCAGAUCAUCGCCCUGUUACCGCGACGUAUAUGGCCGAGGUUGAGGUAUUUGAUUCGAGGAGACUGCAGCGUGCUCUCACGUAUACCGAUGCUGAAAUCGAGAACGAGGGAGAUGCCGCUGAGGGUACCCAGAGACUGAUGUCUAAACCAGUCCGUUGAGAUGGAUUUGUUAUGCUUUUGAUCAAGGAACAUAGAUCAAUCUCUGUUUCUGAUCGAUGUAUAGGUCGAGUUGUGGUUAAUAUUCUCUUUCACAUUGAGAAUUGGAACCUCUAUAGGGAUUAGGGAUGUGAGAGAUGAAGUUGGAGCUUGAUUUAAAAAAAAAGUUAAAAGAGCUUGUUCAGUAAACCAUGUUUACUGAUUAUAAGAUUAUUUCGAUUCAUUUUACUUAAGUUAGAGAUUAAAAAAAUAAAUUAAACUAGUCAAUUUAAGUUUCUAGUAUCUGAUUUAUGCUCAUAUUAGAAACAGGCUUUAUUGAAAUACAAUAUCAGCAACAAAGGCAAAAGAUGCACUGCUCCAUUGUUCUACAAAGUGAAAACCCAAAAAGAAAA